AUGGAUGUAGAUAAAUCUAGCGACCUGUUUGGUGGUUCUAAUGAUGCUGAAAAAUCUAGCGACUUGUUUGGAGGAUCGAAUAUGGGUUCUGGAACAUCCUCAGACCUGUUUGGAGAACCAACCACGUCAACGGACAAGAGUGCUGCGUGGCAAUACCAUCAGCCAUCGGUGGCGUGCCGUUCAUCCUCGUCUUCCUUUUCGGCGGAUACGGUCCAGUCGGCGCUCCACACAAAUUCACCAUCUCUGGCCGCUGUGGAUCCACGAAUGGGGGACCCUGAAUACGAGUCCUCCGUCGAGCUCGCAAGGAAACUUCAGGACGAGUUUGACAGAUGCGCACGCGCGGAUGCAGACGCCGAAAGCGUCAGGAGGCCCGACGAAUCCUACACUGAAUGUCUCUUACCAGACGUACCACAAGGCGCACAAUUUGACCAAUCAGAUGUAGACUUGCAGAGGGCAAUUGCUAAAUCGCUCAUUGACAUGUAGAUUGUCUACAACAGCUCAUUAAGCAUGAUGUACUUUU
Molecule: messenger RNA, 520 nt
Organism: Theileria equi strain WA
Lineage: Eukaryota; Apicomplexa; Aconoidasida; Piroplasmida; Theileriidae
Exons: 1
Coding region: 1-483 (160 amino acids)
Source: RefSeq, a predicted model, not a curated record